This is a messenger RNA of Neopelma chrysocephalum (saffron-crested tyrant-manakin), 3357 nucleotides long. RefSeq names its product leiomodin 1 (gene LMOD1). The annotation marks the transcript as partial. The transcript is spliced from 3 exons. Gene Ontology annotation, biological process: myofibril assembly; pointed-end actin filament capping; muscle contraction. Gene Ontology annotation, molecular function: tropomyosin binding. Gene Ontology annotation, cellular component: myofibril; striated muscle thin filament. Lineage: Eukaryota; Metazoa; Chordata; Aves; Passeriformes; Pipridae. The record is from RefSeq and is a predicted model, not a curated record.
AGAAGGGGAAGGGACUGGCCUUGUCCCUCCUGGUGCCAAUGAGCUCCAAGACGAGGGUUGUGGGAUCAGGAAGACAGGAACGCUGGGAUGAGGUGGGAUGGAAUCCAAGAGGUCAAUAUUUAGGGUUGUGCACUUGGAAACCAGAGCCAACAGUUCCUUCUCCAAUCUGGAAAAAAUCUCAGCCCUGCUGGUGAAUCACAGGAAGGGAAUGAGCAAGAGCAGGGGCUGGAGAUAAGGGAAAGCCUGGAAUGCACCAGGAUUCUGCAUUUCCAGUCAGGAUGGGGAAUGUCUGGGUUGGAGAAUCACCUGGAGCCCUCACUGACUGUGCUCAGGGGGGGAUCUGGGACAGGGACAUGAGCAGAGAGGGGCAGGAAAAUCUUAGGAGAGCUUUUUUACCCAGGAAGACCAAAGGGCUCCUUGCCUGGAUGAGCAGGGAGAGGCCUGGGAGCAGAAACCUCAGGAGGGUGAUAAAGGAUGAAGGAAACAGGGAUGAAAUGGCAGGAUAGUGAAUGGUGGAAAAGCUGCCUGGAAACUCAGAGUCUGGGAGAACUCCCAGGGUCGGGGGAGCUUCCCUAUGGAUUAGGGAGAUGGAAAGUCAGUGCCACAGGGCAAAGCCCAGGCUGAGGGCACUGCCUGGAGCAGGAAUUCGGGCUGUACGGAAGGAGGGAGGUCUUGGGGCUUGGCAAGGGCAGGGUGGGAGGAAGGGGAGCUGCAGGGACAGCCCUGCAGAGCUUUGGGAAUUGUGGGAGCUCUGAUGGAGCUCAACCCAGGGAUGAAGUCGGGUGAGACCCUGCAGAGCUUUGGGAAUUGCAAGAGCUCUGAUAAAAUACAAACCAAGUGAUGGUUCCAGGAUCAGAUCCAGCAGAGGUUUGGGAGUUGCAGGAGCUCUGGUAAAGCCCAGCCCAGGGAUGGUGUCGGGGUCAGAUCCAGCAGGAGCACUCGCUUCCAGUGCCUCCAUCCUUCCCAAGAAAACCAGUCUGCCCCAGCAUCACCACCUCCCCCUCAUUCCCAAAAAUCUGUGUGUUAGUGGCACAGAGGGAUAGAGAGGAAAACUCCCUCUGAAGUGGCUGCUCCGUGUCCCAUCCCGGCAGGAGCUGUCCCUGUCCCAGCAGAGCCUGUCCCCAGCCCUCGGUAGCCACCCUGCCCUCUUUGGAAGCCCCCCUGGCACGGGCUGCUCCCCCCAUCCCGCUCCUGCCCAUGGUGCGUUUUUCCCUGUUUUCCCCCGGGUUGGCCCAUUGCCUUUAAAAGGCGAAAUGCUCCGCACUAAAUUUGGGCAUGCGGCUCUGGCCGCUUCCCUGGAAUGUCCUCGGGUUUCAGGCUCCCCCGCUCCCCCCUUCCCCGCCUCCCGCCCGCUCCAUUGGCUUCCCGGCUCCCGAACCGCCGCCGGACCCCGGCAUUGGCCAGCCCCGGGUUGUCCUCUCUGGAAAACCAGGGAGAGCCGCCGGGAUUUAACACUUGAGCACCUGCUGCCCCCCGGGAAGCAGCUUCGGGAGCUUCGGCUUCUGUUUUUUUCUCUCCUGCCUCGGGAACCCCAAAACCGCCACCGUGUCUCGCCAGAGGGCCAAGAUGUCCAAGGUGGCCAAGUACCGGCGCCAGGUCAGCGAGGACCCGGACAUCGACAACCUGCUGUCCACGCUGUCCCCGGAGGAGAUGGAGGAGCUGGAGAAGGAGCUGGACGUGGUGGACGCUGAGGGGAGCAGCCCCACCGAGAAGAACCGCACGGAAAACUCCUCCCCCGGCCCCCAAAACUGCGACCCGGAGCUGAACCACCACGGCAGGGAGUCCCGGAGGGUCCUGCGCAGGGAGCAGGCUGUGGAUGAAACCAGGCUGAGCGAGAGCAAAGGAGACAAAAAUGAAGAAGAAAAGGGAAAGGAGACUCCCCCCAAAGACCUGGCCCGGAAACGAGACCCCAAAGUGGGCAAAGACUCCAAAAAGGAGGAAAGUGUUCAGAAAACAGACCCCAAAGGUAAAGCUGAGCCUGAGCCCAAGAGCAAAGAGAACAAAGCCAUGAAUGAUAAAGUGAAGGCCAUGGAGAAAAAGCUGAUGGGGAAGGACAAGAAGGAGGAAGAGAAGGGCUCAGUGCUGAAGAAGGACACGGGGAAGGACCACAAGGAGGAAGAGAAGAGCUCAGCAUUGAAGAAGGAGGCAGGGAAGGAUAAAAAGGAGGAGAAGGGCUCAGAUGUAAAGAAUAAGGAUGCAGGGAAGGAGAAAGAGGAAGAAGAGAAGGGCUCAGCAGCAAAGGAGACAGGGAAGGACAUAAAGGAAGAAAAGGUUUCAGCAUCCAAGAAGGACACAGGGAAGGACAAAAAGGAGGAGGAGAAGAGCUCAGAACCAAAGAGACAGGUGGAGAAAGCCAUGGGAGGGGAAGGGGAGAAAGGCAAAGAGAAAAAAGAAGAGGAAAAGAGUUCAGCCAGGGUGGAGGAGAAGGAGAAACCCCGGGCGGAGGCAGAAAAGGCGGUGGAGGAGAAGCGGGAGGGCAAGGCAGGACCCCCCAAAGCCACAGAGCCACCCAAGGACGACGAGGCCUCGAGCAUCUUUGACGAGCUCAUCGAGAAGGUGAAGAACAACGACGCAGAGGUGACCGAGGUGAACGUCAACAACUCCGACUGCAUCAACAACGAGACCCUGGUGCGCUUCACCGAGGCCCUGGAGUUCAACACCGUGGUCAAGGUGUUCGCCCUGGCCAACACCCGCGCUGACGACCACGUGGCCUUCGCCAUCUCCAUCAUGCUCAAGUCCAACAAGGUGCUGACCAGCAUCAACCUGGACUCCAACCACAUCACGGGCAAGGGCAUCCUGGCCAUCUUCCGGGCGCUGCUGCAGAACGACACCCUGACGGAGCUGCGCUUCCACAACCAGCGGCACAUCUGCGGCGGCAAGACCGAGAUGGAGAUCGCCAAGCUGCUCAAGGAGAACACCACCCUGCUCAAGCUGGGCUACCACUUCGAGCUGGCCGGGCCGCGCAUGACCGUCACCAACCUGCUGAGCCGCAACAUGGACCGGCAGCGGCAGCGGCGCCUGCAGGAGCAGAAGCUGGCGCAGGAGAGGGGCGAGAAGAAGGACCUGCUGCAGGUGCCCAAGGCUGGGGCACCGCCCAAGGGGUCCCCCAAGGCGUCCCCGCAGCCGUCGCCCAAGGCCUCCCCCAAGAGCUCCCCCAAAGCAGGGGGGGGCCCCACGGCGCCGCCCCCGCCGCCCCCUCCGCUCGCCCCACCCCUGAUCACCGAGAACCUGCGGAACUCCCUGUCCCCGGCCACGCAGAGGAAGUUGGGGGACCGGGCGCUGCCAGCGCAGGAGAAGAACUCGCGGGACCAGCUCCUGGCAGCCAUUCGCUCCAGCAACCUCAAACAGCUCAAGAAG